Messenger RNA from Nicotiana tabacum (common tobacco), 2238 nucleotides. NCBI's taxonomy places the organism in Eukaryota, Viridiplantae, Streptophyta, Magnoliopsida, Solanales, Solanaceae. The record is from RefSeq and is a predicted model, not a curated record.
AUCCAAACUCCGCUACUAUCAUCGUAGGCCAAUAGCUUAUAGGCCUUACUUAUACCACACAUAAUCAAAAUAUGGUAUUUAGUUAUCCCACCUAUAAUCAAAUUAUGAUCUUACCUAAUAUCUUAUUUAUAACUUGGUUCAAGUAAACUAGUCCAAACUUUCAACAUUUAAUGAAAAAGGGCAGAAUCCUACAAACAGAAACUUAAUUUGACACAUCCAACAUAUAUUGUAAGGUACCAUUCUUAUUCACCACCAUUUCAUCUUCAUUCUUCUGAUUAACUUUGUUUCAAAGAUGAGCAAAUUAGAGCUGGUGUUUGUACCUGCUCCGGCCGUUGGUCAUCUUGUUUCAACAUGUAAAUUUGCAGAGAAUUUACUCAACAGAGAUCAAAGGUUAUGCAUAACAAUUUUCAUCAUAAGGCCACCUGCACCAUGGGAUGCAGGUAUAGAUUCCUACAUCAAGCGAUCCUCCUCUACUCCCGAGGGCAGUAGAAUUAGAUAUAUCACACUUCCUCAAGUCGAACCUCCAUCUUCAGAAGAGCUAGAAAAGUCGUUAGAGAAUUACUUCUCUCUUUUAAUAGCAAGUUAUCGACCCCUCGUCAAAGAUGCAAUUAUCAGCAACAAAUGGCCUGAUUCGAACCCGAAAAUCAUUGGACUAGUCAUUGAUAUGUUUUGCAGUUCAAUGAUUGAUGUAGCAAAUGAACUUGGAAUUCCUUCCUAUCUUUUCUUCACUUCUGGUGCAGGUUUUCUUGGUUUCUUGUUUUACCUAUCCGUUUGGCAUGAAAAAUUCGGGAGAGAAUUUAAUAAAUCUGAUGCUGAUUUAAAGAUAUCAGCCUAUGAUAAUCCUGUACCCUCAAAAGUCUUGCCUUCAUUCGCGUUCAAUAAAGAAGGUUACAACUCUUUCCGCGAACAUGGUGUUAGGUUUAAAGAAACUAAAGGAAUUCUUAUCAAUACAGUUGCUGAAUUCGAAAAUCAUGCUGUACAUGCCUUAGCAUCUGACCCUGAAUUGCCUCCAUUUUACACUGUUGGAUUUCUUCUUGACCUUGAGGGCCAAAAGAGUAAGGGAAAUUCCAACUCUGAAUAUGAAGAAAUCAUGAAAUGGCUAGACCAGCAGCCACCUUCGUCUGUUAUUUUUCUUUGCUUUGGAAGCUCGGGGAUUUUUGAGCCACCACAACUAAUCGAAAUGGCAAUUGCACUUGAACAAAGUGGAGUAAGUUUCUUAUGGUCAAUACGUCGGCCUGUAGAUGAUGAAUAUGCAAAACUUGAGGAGAUUUUGCCAGAGGGAUUUUUGGAGAGGACUAAAAAGAAAGGAAUAGUAUGUGGUUGGGCACCCCAAGUCGAUAUCUUGGCUCACGAAGCUACUGGAGCGUUCGUGUCUCAUUGUGGAUGGAAUUCGACUAUAGAAAGCCUAUGGCACGGAGUUCCAAUUGUGACAUGGCCCCUUUACGCUGAGCAACAAAUCAAUGCGUUUCAAUUGGUGAGAGAUCUUGAGAUGGCAGUGGAGCUGAGAAUGGAUUACAGGAUGCGCGGUAGUGAUCAUGGUGAAACUGUGAAGGCAGAGGAGAUGGAGAAAGCUAUAAGAUGCAUAAUGGACAGUGAAAAUCCCGUGAGGAAGCGAGUUAAAGAUUUGGGAGCGAUUUGCAGGAACGCAUUGAUGGAGGGUGGAUCUUCCUUCAUUUCUAUAGGAAGAUUCGUCGAAACUAUCCUUGAUUCCUAGAAUUGAGAUGAGAAGAAUUUUAGAUUCUAUAUUCUGUUAAGAUAGCAGAAUCUUAUGCUACUUUCGAGGAGUGACUAGAAUGAAACUUCAUUUAUGUUAAUCAAAUAAGAGUUGUUGCUAAGGUAUGAGCUGUACUGUUUGAAUUCUCCAAAAAUGUUGUUGUACUCGUAUCGGAUCCCCCAAAAAUAUACUAUUUUGAUGGAUUCGUCACAUACUAGUAAUAUUUUUGAAGAAUUCGGGCAACCUAGAGUACGAGUGUAUUUGUCCAUUAAUAGGUGGUUCCUAAGAGUUAAGGCCUCACAGCAUUAAUUUGCUAUUUCUGUAAAAAUCAACAUUUCUCUGAACUAGAAUCUUUAAUCUCUUGUCUUGGGAUAAAUGAAAGACUGGCUUUAGAAGCAUCAUUUGCCAAAUUGUACUGUCUUUAGUUAGUAAUUUAGCGGGUCCUAGCUCAAAGUUCAUAUUGUUUAUUAAAAAAAAAAAAUGAAGCUCCUGGUUCAUUAAUCACAUUGGAAACUUUAUGUAUA